Molecule: messenger RNA, 1794 nt
Organism: Schistocerca nitens (vagrant locust)
Lineage: Eukaryota; Metazoa; Arthropoda; Insecta; Orthoptera; Acrididae
Product: dipeptidyl peptidase 1-like
Exons: 10
Coding region: 59-1441 (460 amino acids)
Cellular component (GO): lysosome
Molecular function (GO): cysteine-type endopeptidase activity
Source: RefSeq, a predicted model, not a curated record
GAAGGUGGUUCGAUUGCAGGAUCGUCAGCCGAUGCCGUAACUCACGUCUAAUUGAAACAUGAAGCUGACGUUAACAGUCGCAAUACUGGCAGUCCUGCUCCUAGCAGGUGCUGAAGCUGAUACGCCAGCCAACUGUACCUACGGGGAAGUACUGGGCACUUGGACAUUUUAUGAAGGCGCCCGCACCUUCAGCAGCUCGGUAGCUUGCUCCUCGUACGAAAUUGUAAAUGAGGAAAAAAUACAUCUGUCGUACCCGAACGUAGCCACAGACAAAUUCGGAAAUAUCGGCACAUGGACACUCAUCUACAACCAGGGCUUCGAGGUCACUGUCAACGGCCGCUCCUACUUCGCUUUCUCGUACUACGAAGUUAAUAACGACUCGUCGGUGACCAGUUACUGCGACCGGACGUUCGACGGCUGGGCCCAUGACGUCACAGUGCGACACUGGUCCUGCUUCAAUGGCCAAAAAGACGAGCAACUGCCCGCCAAGACGCACGCCGCGCCAGCCGCAGCACUGGGACUCAAGAAAGAACUUAAGGUGACCGCUGCAGACCAGAAUCGGCUCAUCAAAGAAAUAAAUCAGGCGCAGCAUCUGUGGAAAGCCAAGGUGUACAAGCAGUUCAACGGCAUGUCAUACAAGGACCUGAUGAACAUGGGAGGAGCCCAAAGCCCUUCAGCACGGCACUGGCCGGAGCCUGCCCCAGUGACGGCGGAGCAGCGGCAGCGCGCCUCCUACCUGCCCAAGCACUGGGACUGGAGGGACGUCGAUGGCGUCAACUACGUGUCGCCUGUCAGGGAUCAGGCAAGUUGCGGCAGUUGCUACGCCUUCGCAUCGGCUGGCAUGAUCGAGGCUCGACUCCGCAUACAGACCAACAACACCGUCCAGACGGUCUUCUCCACGCAGGACGCGGUCAGCUGCACGCAGUUGGCCCAGGGUUGCUCAGGUGGAUUCGGCUACUUAAUAGCAGGACGUUACGGCAAGGACUAUGGCCUCGUGGAAGAGUCUUGUAAUCCCUAUCAGGGAAUAGACGCACAGUGUACCACUGACAGCUCCUGCCGCAGGCAUUACGUUUCUGACUACACGUAUAUUGGAGGUUACUACGGUGCGGGGAACGAGGUUCUCAUGCAAGAAGCACUUGUGCAGCGUGGACCUCUCGUUGUCGACUUCAUGGUGUUAAACGACUUCCGGUCCUACACCAGCGGCAUCUACAAGCACAUCGAAACAGCAGCCUCGACACGGGAAUUCAACCCCUUCGUCGAGACGAAUCAUGUUGUACUGCUGGUGGGCUAUGGUGUAGAUGAUGAGACUAAUGAGAAAUAUUGGAUAGUAAAGAACAGCUGGGGAGAGGAAUGGGGUGAAAAUGGAUACUUCAGAAUCAUUCGUGGCGUCAAUGAGGUCGGCAUUGAAAGUCUGCCUUUUGAAGCCACGCCCAUCCCUUGAGCUACUAGUGCCAAAUUUGUCACUAAAAGCAUUUACUAGCAAAAGAUUGAGCCUGUAAGUUGUGUUUCACACUGUUUUAUAUUUAUGCAGCAAAUGGUCUUUUCAAUAACAAUGUGUUCAUCUGAAAAUGUGAUAAGCAUUCGGUUGCAAAUGUAAGAGUUUUACAUAUUCACUUUAAUUUCAAAAUGGAUGUUUUCAGUGUACUGUGGUCUUUUGUAGCUUCAAACAGAGUUUUGCUAAUUGAUGAUACAAAAGUUCAGAAACAUUAAACAUAUAUGUUUGCUGCUUGAACAUAAAAAUUAAAAAACAUCAAUAAUUAGACAAAUAAAGCAGAACAUGCCAAAGUGUUUAAC